GACUCGACUCCGGGACUGAACUCAAAAAGUGUACCCGUCGCGAAGAAAUUCCUUCCGACCCCGGCGACAUCCUCCUCUCCCCGACCCCGGCCUUCCCCUCCGCCGCUCCACUCCAAAAUUAAACCUCGCACGGCCAGGCCGCUGAUCUCCCGCCCGAGGAGGCGAACCUCAGCUACCCAAUCGCGCAGAGCCCCUGCCCGACAUGACGGAGUAUUGGGUGAGCCAAGGAAACAAAUGGUGUGACCUAUGCAAAAUUUUCAUAUCGAACAAUCCGUUCAGCAUCAGAACCCAUGAACUCGGUAAACGCCAUAAGGACAAUGUCACCCAAAGAUUGUCUACGAUGCAAAAGGAUGGUGCUGCUAAGGAAAAGGAGCAGCAGCAAGCAGCUCGAGCUCUCCAGUUGAUAGAAGCUAAAGCUAAAAAGAGUUACCAAAAAGAUUUAGAGAAUAACCAGAGAAACACUGAUGGUGACACUUCUGCAGCACCUGGAGAAGGAUGGGUAUUAGAUUCAGCUUCAGGAUAUCAUUAUGACAAAUCUACUGGGCUUUACUAUGACUCAAACUCGGGUUUCUAUUAUUCUGAUGGUUUAGGCAAAUGGGUUACCCAGGAAGAGGCAUACAAGUCCGUGGAAACUUCGAAAACUGAUGUUGGGCAAUCCUCAACUUCCCAACCAAAAGCACCUGUUGGUGGUGGGGCUGUGCCCAGUAUUAAGGGAGGGCCAGCUCCAGGCGUGGUUGUGACAAAACCAUUGAACCCGAUGAGACCUAUUAAGGGUGCCACGUCUUCUAUUGCUGCUAACAAGAGAAAACGAGAGGACAAGAAGCCCAAGGUGGUUUCAAAGGAGGAGGAGGCAGCCCUCAGAGCGCGGGAGGCAGCAAGGAAACGAGUGGAAGACAGGGAGAAGCCUCUGAUGGGGCUAUACAAAACGUACUAAAGUGCCAAUAAGCCUCUGCCUGAUUGCGCUGCCUGAUAUAGCGGAAAUGCUACUGGAUGAAUUUUUCUGGAAAAAAAAGUAUGGCGGGAUCACACCGUUGUGUUUGAGACUUCAGAACUCUUCAGCAUCGGCUAUGCAUGUCUGCUGUGUAAAAUACCUCGGCCGUCGGCAGUUCCUGAACUGGCCAAGCUUCCUUUUUUUCUGAAACAUGUAAAAGGAGCUGUACAUCCAUUGCAUUUCUUUUGUUCUUAUUCCCCGAAUGGAUGAUAUCUUAACUGUAGCCUGGGUGAACGCCCGAGACAAAUUGUACUGCCAUCUUUCCAGUGCUCGGAAGAACUUGUCCUCCCGAGGAAUGUACUCGGCAACAACAACUCAAAAUAUUCGAACAUUCAACUUGUGAACUGUGAUCA
This is a messenger RNA of Brachypodium distachyon (stiff brome), 1344 nucleotides long. RefSeq names its product zinc finger protein ZOP1. Gene Ontology annotation, molecular function: RNA binding; zinc ion binding. Lineage: Eukaryota; Viridiplantae; Streptophyta; Magnoliopsida; Poales; Poaceae. The record is from RefSeq and is a predicted model, not a curated record. Gene Ontology annotation, biological process: mRNA splicing, via spliceosome. The coding region runs from base 203 to 934 and encodes 243 amino acids. The transcript has 5 exons. Gene Ontology annotation, cellular component: precatalytic spliceosome; nucleus.